This is a messenger RNA of Paramecium octaurelia, 2220 nucleotides long. Lineage: Eukaryota; Ciliophora; Oligohymenophorea; Peniculida; Parameciidae. The record is from the annotation of a GenBank genome assembly.
AUGAAUUCGCAUUUUCUACUAUUUAUAACUCUUCCCUUUUUAGCUUAGUCAAACGAUCUUAGUUUCUUCACAAGUGCUCCUUUGCAAAAUUUAAAUGGUGUCCUGUAUACAGAAGGUUUAAAUUUUCUCUAAUACAAAGGUUGGAAUUAUGGAUGUACUUUUCCUUUUGCUUAAUUUCCGAGUGAUUAUAUGUUUUUUGGUCUCGAUUGCUUUUAUGGAAGCUUGACUGUAGAUGGAGCCUAUAUCAUGAUAUAUGAUCUUCCUCCUCAUCACACGAUUAAGAUAACAUUCAAAUAUAAAUCGUAAAUAUCUACCCAAUCAUUAGUUAGUUGAUGCUUUAGUCUAGCUCUAAUGAAUAAGAAUCUUAUCUUUUUGCUGAUGGAAAAAUUGUUUUUUAGUAUAGAAUUAUCUUAUUUAGCGAGACCAAUCAUAUCUAAUUAAACUUUGGAGCAUUUUCAACCCAAUUUUCCCAUUCAGCUGAAACUCUUCUUUUAGAGUAUUUGCAUUUAGGAGGGAAAAUAGCAGUAUCAAUUUGUCUAUUAUACUAGUUAUCAACAUCUGGAUUUCGAGAAUUUACAGUUGAUUUGCUAUAGUGCCCCUCUGGCUGCCAAACCUGUGAAUUAAACAACCUUGCUAUUUGUAAUAGUUGGCUCAUGGUUGAUUUUCAAAUGAAAGCCAAAGAAUUAUAAAAUUUCAAUAACGAUGGUUGGAAGCCACUUGGAGAAAAACCAGCCAACAUUAUUAAAUGCGGAAGUAUUAUAUUUGUAUAAGAAAAGGUUAGACAUAGUUUUAUUUUUUUGGAUUUUUCGAUAAGACAACGACAUUAGAAAAAACAGUAUUUCUAGAACCACAUUAUGCAAUAUAGGUGUAAUUUCUAAUAAUAUACAUUAAUUUUAAUCGAGAUACAAAGCCAAUAACUUCUGUUUUACUUGAUGAUGCAACAGUUUAUGAAGUUGUUGAACUACUUGAUGUUCUAAAGAUGAGGAUGUGUAACUUUAUACCUAUAGAAUAAACAACUCAACUCAGGGGCGAUCAAGCAAUCAGGGUUAAAGUUUAAAAUGCACAUAAUCAACCUAAUUUAAAAAUAACUCUUUCUUAACAAUAAGGUUCAGACAUUAAUACACCAUGGGGAAUUAGGGAUUUUAAAAUAUUAUUGAAAAAAUGCCAUUCCAGCUGCUUGGAGAGCUGUUCAGGUCCCCUCGAAUCUGAUUGCUAUAGUACAACUAAAGUUAUGACUUAAUUGAUUAGUUUUUUUACUGACCCUCUCCUUAAUUUACUUGAUGGAUGGAAUGAAGUUUCCGUUUACACUGAUAAUAAAAUCUGUAAUGGUCAGUAAAUUAUUGGAGGUUUGCAAGAUAUCUCACUUUAAAAAUUAUAAUACCCUAUUUUUGAUCUUCCAAAGCACAGUUAACUUACUAUAUCUCUUACAUUUUAUUAAAUAGAUUCGUUUCAAAAUAACGAAAAAUUUUAUAUUGAAGUUGAUGAUGUUAAAGAUUUCGAAUAAUAAUUACUUUAUAUUACUGAUUAUUCAGUUGGGACAAAACUAUGUGGAAAUUCUUAAUAACUUGACACUUCAUUUUAAAUCAAAGUCAAUUCUAUAGCCCAUACUUUUGAUAACGCCAUAAUUAAAUUUUACGUAUUAGGAACAACUACUGUUGGUAAUUAAAUUUUAAAAAUUAGGUCGUUGGGGGAUUAGAGAACUGUAGAUUUAAGCAGAUAAGAAAGUUUUUACCAAAUCAUUUGUAAAGGAUGAUAAAUCGAUGGUUUUUUGGUAUAGUUUUACAGAUGCCCUUCAAAUAAUGGAUUGUUAAAAUUAGAAUUUUAAACUAGUUUAUAUUUAGAGAGAUAAAAUCCUACGUAAACAACUCACAAGCAUUCCAAAUCACUAGAGGAUUUUAGUAAGUUUUGAAGUAGUUGUGAUAUAUCAAUUCAAAUUCAAUAAUUCUAGAUAUCUUUAUUUAAAUAUUGAUGGACAAAAUGUUUGGAAAUAAAACUUUAUCUUGACUUCCGAGAUUAGUCUAUGUGAUAGUACUAAUAGAAGCUAAAAAUUCUUUUUUGAAGCAUGGCUAGAUCAUUCAAGUUCGACAGCCAUAUUAGAGUUUUAAGCUGAUGGAAGUAUAUCAAAUAUAUUACAUACUCAUAGGUGGACUAUUAGAACCAGCCAUUUAUUUUGGUCUCAGAAAUAUUAAUAUAUAAUAUGAGAAGAUUUUGGUAUCCUGA